Messenger RNA from Ostrea edulis (European flat oyster), 6246 nucleotides. Its product is annotated as ranBP-type and C3HC4-type zinc finger-containing protein 1-like. The transcript is spliced from 13 exons. Gene Ontology annotation, biological process: proteasome-mediated ubiquitin-dependent protein catabolic process; protein linear polyubiquitination. Gene Ontology annotation, cellular component: LUBAC complex. The record is from RefSeq and is a predicted model, not a curated record. Lineage: Eukaryota; Metazoa; Mollusca; Bivalvia; Ostreida; Ostreidae. Gene Ontology annotation, molecular function: ubiquitin-protein transferase activity; ubiquitin binding. The coding region runs from base 1 to 2754 and encodes 917 amino acids.
AUGGUUGAUUCUCCUGCUGAACAGAUGAACGUACAAACUCACCUUAGCCCAGGACAGUUAAAUGGGAGGGAGAUUGUGUGUGUUACCACUUGUGAGAUUUAUGUCCCCUUGCCAGAAGUGGAACAUAUGAGUGCAGGCACACUUGAGAGGGUUAAGAAGCGGAACCAAAUUCUCCACCUACAUGGGGGUUUGUGUGACUUGUAUCUGCUGACAUGUCCCCUUGCUGCCAACCGGAAAUCUUUAGCCAUGGAUUUUUGUAGUUCUCAACAAUCGAUUAAUCUGUCUAUCACUUUGAACAACAUCGCUAUAGAUACUCUUCGAGUAUUUGACAAAAGUGACUCAUGGUUUGAAUUUUGGAGUCACCUUGGUGACAGGAACCACAACACGACUAUUAAGUUAUGUCGGGAUGAUGAACACUGGCAGAAAUUCUCCAGCCUUCUGAGGGAGCAAGUCAGUUACUUCAAAGAGUGUCUCAGAUUCGGGGGGAAACCAGAUCAAGUUUAUGAACUUGUUGCAUUUCAGUCCAAGAAGACUGAUUGCAAUAAAUCUGAGAGUGAACUUCCACAAGAAACAGGGGCUCAGCACAGACAUACUGACAGUGGUCCCUACGAGGACAGAAAUUGCCAUAACACACGGUCCCUGGGAGAAGUCCCAGACGUUAAUGCCCGUACUGAAGAAAAUCUACUCCCUCCACCAGUAACAGCAACUGAAUCUGACGUGAUAGAACCUCCAUUUUCUCCUGCCAAUUUUGAAUUAUUCAACACCAAGUCCAAAGUAUUUGGCCACUCUGUGCAUCCAAAUAAAAAAGGCAAUGAUUUUGAUGAAACGAUAAUACCAAAUAGCACCAGAGCUGUGAAGUAUUUGGCUUAUUUUCAAUCUCAGCAUGUUCCCUCUCCUCGAACAUUAAGGGAAGAGAUAGAGAAGGGAGAUUCUGACUCGGAUCAAAGUGACAGUGACGCUUAUGAAGAUAUGAUGGACCAGGAAAAGGCCAUACAGAGACUGGUGGAGCUGCUGCAGGCAGCCAUUAAUGAAAAUGAUAAAGAGGCUGCAGUAAAGCAUGCUGAGAGUCUAGCAGCUAGUGCUGCUAAAGUAGCCAUAAGUCUGGACAGCAGUAGUCUGAAGAACCCAAAAGAUACUGAAUUUAGCUUAAAGGUGUAUGUGGAGGACAGGGAAGCGUCUGGAGGGUGUAUCACACUGAACGUGAAACCGACCGACACAGUCAAGGACCUCAAGCUAAGGAUGUGCUUAAAGCACAGUUUCCCUAUGGAGGUUCAGAAGUGGAUUAUUGGGAAGCGUAUUCCUCCGGACACUGAGACGCUUCAGAAAGCACGGGUAACCCCUGGUCAAGCUGUGUACCUCUAUCUCAUCUCCCCAAAGUCAGUGGGCUUGACCAAAGAAAAAUUCAUGGAGGACAGGCACAGAAAGCUACAUAAUCAAUACCCAAGUGUUCAGUAUCAGAAACAAGGGCCCACCAACUUUGCUGAAAGUGGACCAUACAUUCCAAUGGGGACACCAGUGACCCCCCAAACUCCUCUCAGCACCGCCCGGCAGAGAUCUGAGCCCUACAGCAGCAGCUCUACCGGAGGCGGGCAGACUCCUAACCCAGGCCAGCAAGGUCAACUACAACAACAAAAAUCCCGGGAAAGUCAAGGUAAACCAAAGGUGCCUCACCAGAUCAUCAGGGAACAGUCAUUGGAAGGUUUUGAAGUUAUACCACCUGGUGCUGUUGUCAGAGAUAUUCCACAAGUUCAGAGCAACAAACAGCAGGAGACGAAAAUUCAGGCGGGCUGGGUGUGCCCAGCGUGUACUUAUAUAAACCAGCCCACACGGCCGGGCUGUGAGAUCUGUGCCACUAACAGACCACUGGACUAUCAAGUUCCAGAGGGAUAUAAAAUGACAGAGGAAGAAGAGGAGAGGAUCCGAAGGGAGCGGCAGCAGGAAGAACAGACUCAAAGGCUUGAGCGAGAACGGCAAGAAAGAAACAGGAAGUUACGACAGGAGAAUUUUGAGAAGUUACUGAAGGCAGAAGGCAACAGUCUAGUUGGUAAUACCCAUCCCUUUAAGUGCCCGAUCUGUUUUGAUGACAUCUUGCCAGGAAAUGGGGUCAUUCUAAGGGAGUGUCUUCACUCAUUCUGCAGGGACUGUUUACAAGGGGCUGUGAUCCACAAUGAGGAGGCAGAACUACGCUGUCCGUACCAAGACGAGGAAUAUGCCUGCAAUGCAUCUCUUCAGGACCGAGAAAUUAAAGCGCUUGUGGAGACCAGUGUGUAUGAAAAGCAUCUACAGAGGAGCCUGGUCACAGCCGAAAGCCAGGAACGGAACAGCUUCCACUGCAAGACGAAUGACUGCCAGGGCUGGUGUAUCUAUGAGGACCUUGUUAACUUCUUCCGAUGCCCAGUCUGUAACAAAGAAAACUGUCUCACCUGUAAGGCUAUUCACGAGGGCAUGAACUGCAAGGAGUAUCAGGAGGACCUCAGAAUCCGGUCCUCCAAUGACAAGGCAGCCAAACAGACCAAUAAAAUGCUGAAGGACUUAUUGAAGAAAGGGGAUGCCAUGAAGUGUCCUAAAUGUGAAGUAGUUGUUCAGAAGAAGGAUGGGUGUGAUUGGAUUAAAUGUUCCAUCUGUAAAACUGAAAUCUGCUGGGUCACAAAGGGGCCAAGAUGGGGUCCCAUGGGUGUUGGUGAUAUUAGUGGAGGAUGUCGGUGUCGAGUGGAAGGGAGACCGUGCCAUGAAAACUGCAACAAUUGUCACUAAGCAACCAAUUGUACCUAAGCAACCAGUGAAUCAGCUGCUCCACUAACAACUACUGGUAACUAAGCAACGAGAGCAACCAGUGAUAGCAGCUGCCACUCCGAUCACCUCGGUCUAACCUCAGAUGUAUGAUGUUUUCCACCAUAGUAUAUAUACAGGGACGUAUAACAAGUGGAACUACUGACAGCUCCCGCGAAAUACAGUCCAUUUUAGCAUGACUUUUUAAUACACUCUCCAUGACUGUAACUAUCUCUCUUUGAGAAUUAUGCUUUUUUUCUCGAAAUAGAGGGCAGAUUUCUAAAGGAAAACUUGAUAAAUUCAUUUUUUUAAAAAGACAUUUUGAUCACUACUUUCUGAAACUGGAAGUUUUUCCGGGAAAGUAAAUAGACGACCGCAUUGCAGAUGUUAGGCGUAGCUACAUAUCACCAUCAUACAUCUGAGACUAGAUGUAGGGUACCGGAAUCUGCUGAAGUAUGCCAAAUGAUCAGCUGCUCCACUAACAUCUACUGGUGAACUGUUUGAAACAUAGGGACCUGCAAUACACGGGUUACCCAGACACUCAUUUCUCUUCAGUGUGCAAUAAGUUAGAAACAUUACCCUUAAUGAAAACUGUUGUGAAAUCAAGAAUUUUUGUGCAUGAUGAAUUUUUUAUGUUUUUUUUUUUUUUUUAGUAAAAUACCAGAAAUCAAACCCUCCACAAAUAAGAAAAAUACAUGUAAUAACUUCUCAAACUACAGAUUAAAACCCCAACAAACAAACUUAUAUCAAACUGUAAAUAUUCAUCUCUCAAACCUUGCAUAUAUCUAUCUCUCAAAUUACGAAUAUUUACUCUCAAACCAAGGACAUUUAGCCCCAUAAAAAUGAAUGAUUCUACAAUACUGUAUUCACCCCCCCCCCCCCCCCCCCAGCAACUAUAUCUUUGUUUAUUACUAUGUUAAAUCAGUAACUAAGACCUGAGUGGAUUAUAUUUUUGUAAAGAAAGGUAUAACAGUAACUAUUUAGAAUCUAAUAUCUAUCUAUUUCUUAAAGUUAAAAUUUCACUGGAAAAUUUUCAAUACUAAGUACUAAAUAACUGCCCCCCCCUCCCCCUCCCCCCCCCUAAUUUUCUAAGCACCUAGGGCACUCAAAAGGAUGAAUACAGUAUAUAUGCUUCUGAAUAAAUAUCUAGCUUCUGAAUCAGUUGUCAUGCUUUAGUGUUUCAUUAUUGUGGGGUGGGGGUAUUACUGUCUAAAUAAUUGUGUAAAUGAAAGCUUCAUUAUUUAAGUUAGAAUGGUUAGAUAUGGGUUACAUAUAUCUGACAUCACUAGCUUCAAAUUUCUCCUAUAUACACAACUAUCAAAAUUUCAAGAUGCAUAUAUCCUUUAUAUUGUAUAUGUUCAUUGCAUUAAAACUGGCAGCAUUGAAGCUAAUUAAACAUUGAAAACUACAUUUACAAUUAUAAAGCUAAUGUCGUUAAAUGUCAUGCAUUUCAUAUUACAUAAACCAUUACAUUACAUUGUUCCAAAAAAUGGCAAUAUUGAACAAGCAGGGAUGAAAAAUUGUGAGGACACCCGAUACACAGCUGCAGAUAGGAAAUACAGAAGAGUUUUAAAAGUGAGUGGUCUGCCCCUUAUUCACAUUUUAUAGUGUUUGUUUUCUAAAUGCUUUACAAAAAUCUGAAUUUUUAUACAAAAAAAUUCUUGAAAUUAAACUAGCAUAGAUAAGCUGUCUUUAGUGUGCUUGUAUCAUUUCAUUACAACUUCAGUGGCAUGUCAGACAGUUGUGUAUCGGGGCUUCGGGCCUCCUUCAGUUGUGUAUCGGGGCCUCCUUAAUGCUAGAAUUAACAAAUGUCCUGAAUAUUGUUAGAGGGCCCCACCAUAUAGCUGCCCUACAGUUAUCAUUUGUCUGUCUGUCUAUCAAUGCUUUAUAUUGCACGCGAGAUCUAAUGUUCCUUGGGAAGAUCAUUUUCAUCAAUUUCAUACAUAGUAUUUGGAUUAGGGAAAGGAAGAUCCCUUUCAGUUUUCAGAUUUAUUGGAUUGUUCUUACAGAGUAAUGGAACAUGGAAUUUUUUAAUAUCAAGAAGAUAAAUAGAAUUUUCUAUGACAUGCAAUAACUUGAGAUUACUUGAAAAGAUUUUUGUGGAAUAAUAAUAAUGCUUGGAUUAAGAAGAGAAAGACUUCCCCUUUCAAUUUUAAGAUUUAUAUGUUUUGUUCUUAAGAACUUGCAUGGACUUAUAAUUUUUUACAUUAAAAUAUUCAUUCAAUGUGGGGCUCUUUCUGACUUGUUAGUUUUUCGAGUAUCAUCACAAGCCACUGCUGAAAUGCACACUCCCCGUGAGGAGCGUAAAACACAUGCUCCUAGAGAGGUGUGUACAUUUCAGCUGUAGCUUGCAAUGAUGGUUUUCUAGUAAUCUUAUACAAAAAAUGAUGCUUUGUAUUUAUAUAUGUAGUAUUUUGUACAUUGAUUGUUUAGAUGUACAGUUUAUGCAGGCAUAUACACAAGAACUGUUCUCAGAAAUAUACGUGUAAAUAAAGCCACGUGUAAUAUUUUUAUAAUAACCUUGUUUAUGAGGUAUUAGGAAACUUUGCUGGCAAUAUUUUAUUUGUUUGAAAGUUGAUUUCACCUCACAAGCAUUCAUUGCAUGUUUUUGUUUUUAUGUUAUUUUUUUUUUAUGUGAACAUUUUGUGUGGUGUGUAGACCAAUCAUCAUUUGAUCACUGUGAAGUCGUAUAUAUAGGUCAUUUCGGUAUGCUGUCAUUUGCCCUCUGUAGAUGUGUCGGGAAGUGAAAAACUAUUUCUUCAUUAGACGGGACACUCAGCAUGUUUUGUGACAGUCUAUACUGAUUAUUGGAUAUUAUAAUAACAGUACAAUACGUCUUGUGAAUGUUUUUUCUUUAAUAUCAUUGUACCAUUAAAAUAUGGCAGACCAUUUACUUUUAAAAAACUUUCCAAUAAACUCCUCUUUGUUAAGAAAAGAUUGAUAGGGGUUUUUCAGGGAUUUUAUACAUUAGACAUCAUGCACAAUGGCUGCGCAUAUCUCUUAGAGAAGAACUGACAGCUUUUAAAAAUGCCCCUCUAAGCCUAGAAAUACAUUUGUCAAGAUAGAUGAAUUUUAAACAUGUGUUAAUAGCAACUUGUGAUCGUGUAUUUACCAUGCAAACUCAAAAUUGUACGUAAUAACAUUCCCCAUAUUAACCUCGAGUUUCUAGUCAGUUAGGACAUAUUGUAAAAUUAUGCGAAGUGCACAGUUCUUCAACGUCCGGUAAUGGCCGUCUCCUCCGGUUUAUCAUUCCAUGUAACAUUGUUGUGAUCUCUAUCAAACUGCUGUACUACAGAAUUGUUCAACGUUUCUGCAUGAUUUUUUUUUUCUUCCAUAUUUUUAUGCAGUUUUGUCAGAUAUUAUUGAACGUACAAACUGCACUGCAUUUGCAAUGUCAUAUAGUCGAUCAGACUUUAUAAAAGAUUGGAAUUUCCUGAAUCUUUUGUGAUAUUAUUCAAUAAUAAAAGCAGCAUUUGU